Molecule: messenger RNA, 1659 nt
Organism: Amphimedon queenslandica
Lineage: Eukaryota; Metazoa; Porifera; Demospongiae; Haplosclerida; Niphatidae
Exons: 3
Coding region: 22-1581 (519 amino acids)
Biological process (GO): signal transduction
Molecular function (GO): protein binding
Source: RefSeq, a predicted model, not a curated record
GCAAGUGAAAGAGAGAGAGCAAUGGCCAGUUCCAGUAAUCAAGCAUAUCUCUAUGAAAGGCCCCAGCUGAGCAGACUCUGUUCUCAAAUAAGAACUUCAAGAUGGCAUCAACUAGGAAUACAGCUAGAAGUGGAUCAGGCAACACUCAGUAACAUCAGAGAUGAUGGCUCUAUCCCGUAUGAGGAGAAAAGAUGCCGCAUGUUUGAGAAAUGGCUGGACGGUAACUCUAGAGCAACUAAUAAGCAGCUGCUGGAAGCACUAAGGCUAAAAGUGAUAGGAGAAGAUGCAAUGGCAGAGGAAUAUGAGCAGACACUUGUAUCAAGCCAACAAGAGAGCAAUGGGAGGAUUGAGGGUACAGCAGAUUCAACACAGAAUGAAGACAAUCCAACAAAAGAAGUGAUGGAAGAAAUGUCAAAGAAAGCAAUAAGUACAACAGUUAAGCUAACCAGUGAGGCACUGGAGUUACAAGCCAAGUAUCACAAGCUCUUGCAUCUAGUCCAGACCUCGUGCAGAGAAGCUGAACUCGAGCCGAUAAAAAACAUCGUUAGGACAAUACUCCAAGAGAAAUCCCUCUACCAACUGGCAGCCAUUGCUAGAUACAGGAGAGAAAUAAACAGCCUCAGCUCUGUAGAUCAAGUUUUCCAAUUCCUCGUUGAGAAACACUUCAUAAGUUAUCUUAACUUUCAACUCCUCAAAGAAUUCUCCACUAAAACAAUAUGCGGCCUUGAAGCUAGCAAGAAGAUAGAGAGGGAGAUCUCAAAGUACCAGAAACACUUCAAAAGCUUCAUGGACAUACCAGAGUUCUCAACUCUGAUACAAGUCUUUGACGAGAACCCUCACCUAAACCCAAGCACCAUAGUGGGACUGCCUAUCAUAAUAAUAUCACUCUUUGGAUCAUGGAAGCAUCGGAACAGAAAGGAGCUGAGUGAUUGGAUACCUUUUCUAAAGGAAAACAAAGAGCUACUGCAGUCUAUGGGAUAUAAGUGUAUACUCAUCACUUAUGCACUCUUCCCUAUCGAUAUUCCCCAGGUAAUGACUUUCCUAAAUGAUUGUACUAAAAUGGAGGAGCUGAAAAAGAAUGGGAUAACUAUAGAAAUAUCAGAAGAGGCUACAACAAUGUUUAAGUUGCUCUCAUCUCCAGAUGUAAGCACCUUGAUAUCAAAGUUGGAGGCAGAAAUGAAAGUUCUGCAAGAAGAGAACACAAAGCUCAAAGAAAUGAUUGAUUCCUUGAAACAGACUCAAGAAAAGAUAAUGGACAUGCUGACACAGACUCAGGAUAAGAUAACACAAAAUAAAGAGGCUAUCCAUCAAAUGGCAGCGACCCAGAAUCAAGACAAGAAAUCAAACGAUUACAAUUUCACAGAAAUACAAAACGGAGAGCAUCAAGUACCAGUGCCAAAAAGAGGAAGAUCAAAAUCAGAGAUCGUUAGUGCAAAAUCAGAACAAAAGCGUCCUCAAUACCUCCCAGUAUAUGUACAUAGAACCAGCUAUCCAGGACCAGGUACAGAAGAAAGAAUGAUUAAGAGACCAUUAUCCCUUGGAGAAUACACCAUAGUUGCAAUACACUCUCAUUUACAAUAACACACACACACACAUUAUACUGUUUGGUUGCAUUUGUUUUUAAAGUUUUCACUGGUAGCAUUUCAUGACAACACUGAA